Molecule: messenger RNA, 1383 nt
Organism: Penicillium concentricum
Lineage: Eukaryota; Fungi; Ascomycota; Eurotiomycetes; Eurotiales; Aspergillaceae
Product: amine oxidase, flavin-containing superfamily
Exons: 1
Coding region: 1-1383 (460 amino acids)
Source: RefSeq, a predicted model, not a curated record
AUGUAUUCGCAAACACUUUCUUUCGCGAUCGCAUCCUGGCUGGCCCUAACGGUCUUGGGCAACUUGUUCGAUCCUAAAAGUUAUGCCAAGCCAGAUGUCAUAGUCUCCGAUAUUGUCGUUGUUGGAGGAGGCUGCUCGGGAACAUAUGCCGCCAUCAAUCUACGCAAGCUGGGCCAAAGCGUAGUUAUUGUGGAAAGAGAAAAACAUCUAGGUGGCCACACAAACACCUACACUGAUAAAGCUACCGGUAUCACUAUGGACUACGGCGUUCAGACGUUCCUGAAUAGCUCGAUCACGCGUGACUACUUCGCGCACUUCAACAUCUCCCUUGUCAACCACACCCGAUCUAAUAUCGCCACCUCGCUGGCGGAUUUUAACACAGGAAAACCUGUGUCUGUUAAUCCUAGUCGGAACCUUACCGGAUGGGCCGUUCAGCUCGUCCAGUAUCCUUGGCUGGACUCCACCUGGAAAAUUCCACACCCUGUUGCCCCAGACCUACUCCUACCAUUGGGGGACUUUCUCGUCAAAUAUAACCUUACCGAUGCUGCUUUUAACCUUUACUUCAGCUCACAGGGAACAUCAAAUCCACUGCAGCAAUUAACAGUCAACGUGAUGAAGAUGGUCGACCCAGUGUACCUGAGUGAGAUAACAGGUGCUGGUCUUGUCACCGCAGAUAACAAUAACUCCGAGCUAUAUGUUAAGGCUCUUGCUGAGCUAGGAUCAAACGUCCUCGUCUCCUCGACCGUGACAGUUGCUGCAAGACCACAAAAUGGACAAGGCGUCUCACUGGUCGUCAAGACGCCCACUGGAUCCAAGCUAGUUCAAGCAUCCAAGCUUCUGAUCACCAUUCCACCAACUCUAGAAAACAUGAUACCAUUUAACCUCAGCCCACAGGAGCAUCGGGUCUUCUCACAGUGGAGCUACAUGGGCUACUAUACUCUGGUACUCAUUAACACUGGCUUGCCCGAAGGGUACCAGUGGAUCAAUGCGAACAAGUAUUUCGCAACGUAUCACAUUCCUCAGCAGCCUGGAGCUUCCCAGAUUACAAGUACGCGUAUUCCAGGAGUGUUCUACGUCUGGUACCGCAGCCCAUCACAUAUGACGCGGUUAGCAGUCGAGAAAGCGACCAUUCGGGCCAUUCAGAAGUUGCAGAAGGCACAUAACUUUACAAUUACAACCCCCAAAAUCAUCAAGUUCAAAUCCCACACACCUUUCAAGCUGAGUGUGUCAGCUCAGGCUAUCAGCGACGGGUUCUACCGUGAUCUGUAUGCGCUGCAGGGUAAGCGAAACACUUGGUACACCGGCGCUGCAUUGAUCUCUCACAACGGAGGGGUUAUCUGGAAAUUCACGCAGGCACUACUGUCCCGGAUUGUUGCAUCUUGA